Messenger RNA from Acaulospora morrowiae, 1322 nucleotides. Lineage: Eukaryota; Fungi; Glomeromycota; Glomeromycetes; Diversisporales; Acaulosporaceae. The record is from the annotation of a GenBank genome assembly.
UGGAGAUGUGGCAAGUACGGCGGUUGCGGCUGGUGUGGCGUCAUAUUCUGGAGCAAGUAGUGUUGUCCUUGGCAACUUCUAUAUUCCUGUGGCGUCGUCCGUGUUACGUUUCGCGGCAUUUCGCUUUGCGUUUCGGGAAAUUUCUGGCGGCGGGAAUUGCUGUGGCGCAUUGUGGUUGAUGGCGGCAGCGAUUACUGCAGCAUUCCAUGCGUUGCACGGCGUCGUAUCGUACUGUGGCGUCGUGUGCAGUGGCAUCCUGUGCUGUAGCGUCUUGUCUUGUCUCGCGGCACGUUAUACGGUGGUGUAUCACGUCAUGGCGUUUCAUCUAGCAUGUUGUACAGUGGCGUCCCGUCAUUCUUGCGGCGUCUCGUGUACAUUAGUGUUGUGCGGCGGCAUUUUGUCUGUCAGUGAGGCGUGGUUUUAUGCAGCGGUGUUUAAGUCUUCAGGUGUUCUAGUGGCAAUAUCUCAUUGCGGCGUCGUCUCAUCGAUGCUGCGGCAUUACAUUGCGGCGGCAUCCGGCACGUACAAUGGCAUCCCAUCGCGACAACUUCAUGCUAUGGCGACGUCCCGUCGAUGCGGCGGCGAUCCUAUAACGUGGCGACAUCCGGCACUUCAAGUGGUAACUUCUUUUUGCAGCGGUGUCCCGUCGAUACUGUGGCAAUCCCAUAUUGCGGCAGCAUCCGGCGCAUAUAGCGGUAACUUCGUGUUACGACGGCGUCCCGGUAGUGCGGCAGCAAUUCUAUAUUGCGGCAGCGUUCCGGCACUUGUCUUUAGGUUCCACGGUGCUGCGGCGACCUCUUGUCCCGGCAGUAUCCGGAGCUUCUUGCGGCAUCUUCAUGGUGUUGUGGCGUCCUUGUGCUACGGUGUUCCAGCGGUACAGUGGUGUCCUUGCGCUACGUUGGUGUCUCUGCGUUACGUUGGCAUCCUUGCUUCGUACUACGUUUCACUAUCAUAUGAUGCAAUGAGCCAUUUAUCUUCAUUCUGGUGCGUUGGAUCGUCGUGUCACGUGAUACGGUCGUUGUUUCGUCCUAAAUCUGUAGGGCAAAUCAUUGACUCAGUUCCAGUCAAUGGAACCUUUGGUGUAGGAGCAAAUAUUGAUGUUUGUCCUGGUCACCUUUGUGAUGUUAAGGUAGCCUUCCUUGUUGAGAAGUAUGAAUGGAAAAUCAAGGGACUCCUCAAAAAUUCACGCUUAACAGUAGAAUAUGUCCAUGACAUAGAGCCAUUAGAGUGUCAGUUGUCAGUACCAUUUCCUCCUAGUGAUACCUUCAAUGACCUUCAUAAAUUUAACCUUGAAGCAAGAUGGUUUAUUUAUUUCCAAAGUG